UAGGGUUUGCGGCGGCGAUGAAGAGGCCGCAAGGAGGCGAUGGGGCGAUCUCCCCGCGCGACGAAAUCGAGAUUGUCACGAGUAGCAAGCGCAGGAAGGUAUGGGAUUACGUCUGCAAGAGGCAGCUGCUCGUCCACGCCAAGACGCGGCGGACGACGGUCAUGGUUUUCGGCCGGAAGAUCGAUGUGGUGGUGACGAGCGAUGCGGCGGAGAUUGAGAGCUGGGUCUUGCGGCAGGAGGGGAGUGUCUUCGGGGUGGAUCUCGAGUGGAAGCCGAAUCGCGUCAUGGGGGAGGAGAACAAGGUGGCUCUCAUCCAAAUCUGUGGAGAGACGGAAUGCCUCAUCGUCCAGAUGUGCUACAUCGACCAGAUCCCGGACGCGCUGGUGGAGUUCCUCAAGAACUCGAGCUCCAAGGCCAUGUUUGGCGGUGUUGGUGUGAAGAACGACGCGGAGAAGCUGGAGAGAGACCAUGGCCUGGUGUGCAAAGGCACGGUGGAGCUGGGCGUCCUGGCCACCGAGAAGCUUGGAAACCAGCGGCUUAGAAACCAGGGGCUCAAGAAGAUGGCCAGCAUUGUGAUUGGGCUUGGAAUGGACAAGCCCAAGAGAGUGACGAUGAGCAACUGGGAGAACCUCCACCUCAGCGAUGCUCAAGUGAACUACGCGUGCGUCGACGCUUGGGUCUCGUACGCGAUCUUGCAGAAGCUGCUAUCGUCGUGAUCCAUGGACAGGUUUUUUCUCUCUUUUUUUUCUCUCUUCGAUUGCGAGACUGUAGAAAGAGAGCUGGUGUAACACAGUGGCUGCACAUUUUCGAGCGUGCAGCGAUACUGUUUCCAGCAAUCGUCCCCGAUUUUACGAGGCUGUGAUGAUAGAUCGUGUUGGAAUUCACCAGAUCCUUUUGAGCCUUCGUCUAAGGAUGGAUAUUGCUAGGUACUAGCUCCUGCUCGAUCAACGUCUGUUGUAGGUGCAGGAUGGGACGAGAGGGGAAUUAAAUUGCGCCUCACAGCACACCUGACAAACGGUGGAACACUGGCAUUGUUUUACGCGCCUCACAUUCAAGUCUCGAGGUACAAGCUUUGUUUUCUUUCUCAUUUUAUUCUAUUCUAGAGUUUAGAGAGAGCAGCUGCUGCUGUGCUCUGACUGAUCGGCCCCCCGGGUUUUAAAUCCCUCUGCCUGCUCGCUUUGACUCACUGUCUUUGCUCGCUCUUGUUUUCUUUCUCCCUCAAGGCUCAUCUCGAAAGCGCCGAUGGUGAGGAAUGGAAGUGAACUUCUCACUGCAUCACUUGUCUCGCUGCUGCUGUCCGUGCUGCUGCUAACAGGUAUCCCGGUUUAUUGUUUCGGAGCUGAACGAGUGUGGAUUGUUUCUGGUCUGGCAGCUCAGGGAUUGGAGGAUGUUGCUCAUGAAAGUCUGGAGAGUGCAAAUCUAGUUCGUUCGCGCCGCUUGUUGCACAGGCCUCUGGGAGUUUGUGCAGCUCCUGGGCCCGUGUGUUCUGAAGGGGUGUUUGUGACUUGUGAGGUGGGAGGAAGAAGGGGAUGUUUGUGCGGUUUGAUCCACCAUUGUCAUCCCCAUGUUUCGGGCUGCUAUCUACACUCUGGAAGCAAUGUAACUCACUGUGGGUUUUAAACAAAGAAACAUAUUUAAGUAUUAAACAAAAUAUACAUUUUUGUUCUGUU
Molecule: messenger RNA, 1670 nt
Organism: Selaginella moellendorffii
Lineage: Eukaryota; Viridiplantae; Streptophyta; Lycopodiopsida; Selaginellales; Selaginellaceae
Product: Werner syndrome ATP-dependent helicase homolog
Exons: 5
Coding region: 18-716 (232 amino acids)
Biological process (GO): nucleobase-containing compound metabolic process
Cellular component (GO): cytoplasm; nucleus
Molecular function (GO): 3'-5' exonuclease activity; nucleic acid binding
Source: RefSeq, a predicted model, not a curated record